Penicillium canariense is the source of this 2709-nucleotide messenger RNA. RefSeq names its product UBA/TS-N domain protein. Gene Ontology annotation, cellular component: cytoplasm; vesicle; intracellular membrane-bounded organelle. Lineage: Eukaryota; Fungi; Ascomycota; Eurotiomycetes; Eurotiales; Aspergillaceae. Gene Ontology annotation, biological process: clathrin-dependent endocytosis; clathrin coat disassembly. The transcript is spliced from 2 exons. The coding region runs from base 1 to 2709 and encodes 902 amino acids. The record is from RefSeq and is a predicted model, not a curated record. Gene Ontology annotation, molecular function: clathrin binding.
AUGGAUGACCUGAACGGGCUGAGUUGGUCCUCCAACUCAAACGCUCCUGCCAACAAACCUCCUCCCAUGGGCGCCGGCUUCAUGUUCCCCAAUGUCCGACCGAAUGGUGCCUCCGGCAGGUCAACACCGAUAUCUGCAGCUUCGAACCGGUCCAAUUCGCCAUCUAAACCGGCCGCGCAAACCGGAGAUAGUUUUGCGAACUUGGUAUCAUUCAGUUCCUCCGCGGCGAACAAGAACAUGUCUCUUGAAGAGCAGCAGAAGCGAUUGCAGCAGGAGAAAGCGAAGAAAGCCGCGGAGGAUCGCAGCCGUUAUGAAGCGCAAUACGGAGGUCAGAAUUCGCAGUUCUGGGAUAGCUUUGAGCAAGGCCGCACCCAGAGCCCUGCUGCUGCUCCAGCCUCGCAAUCUGUAUCACCACCGGCCGACGACGACGAUAUCCUCGCUGCAUUCAAUUCUGCGGCUCCGGUUGAUGCAUCGACGAACUUCCCAGUUCCCAGCUCCAACGCAUCCCCCCAGAUUGGUGCCAAUUCGCGGCAACCGACUCCUAGUCGCGGAAUUGCGAUGCAGGAUAAUUCUGAGGGCAUGGGUGCAUUUGGCGACGAUGAUGACGACCCAUUCGGACUCAAUCAAUUGAAGCCAAAGCCUGCGCCGUCUCCUCCGCAAGCUCAAGAUGACGACGAUGACUUCCUUGGACUGCUAGGGAAACCAGUGUCCGAGAUUCCUCCGCAGCAGGGGCUUCCGCAGCGAACAGACUCUUCCAACCGCGAUCGCGAUCACCAGAGCGCUUCUCCCAUGCCUUCUAAUGAAGUGGAUCGGGCCAUCGCAGAGUUGGUUGACAUGGGGUUCCCAGCAGAGAAGUCUCGACAGGCUUUGAAAACUACCGAUUCAGGCAUAGAUAUCCAGGCUGCUGUUAGUUGGCUUCUCACAAAAGCGCAUGAAGAGUCAAGGCAGAAGUCUCAAGGACGAUCUCCUGCGCCUGGCCAGUCCAGUGAACGCACGGAACGAAGUGACAGUCGCAACCGCGAUGCCCCCUCCUGGAUGAGGGAGCCUAGACCGCAACCUCCCCGGUCGCGUGAGGAUAGUCGAAGCCCCGGGGCUGGAGAGAAGGAUCCAGCUCAAGUGGCCUCUCAGUUUGGCAACAACUUGUUGAAAACCGCCGGUUCUCUUUGGAAAACAGGGAGCAAGAGGUUUCAGCAAGCUGUAAAUGAAUUCAAUGCCGAUCAUGACCCUAAUCAGCCCAAGUGGAUGAGAGAUGCAUCCGCGCCUCGCGACGAGCCCUUCCUUCCGCAGCCGGUCCGGCGCGGUGGUGAAAGGGACCCAGCCCCAGCGAAGCCCCAGGAUUUCACCAAUGAGGCCCUGCUUCUGGAAUCUGGGGAUUUGAGACCGCCUCGCAAGCCCGCUCGCCCGCAGGAUCAGCAUCAAUCUGCCGCCCCCAGUAGCAGCGAUCCGAGUCGCCAGCCAUCUCCAGCCACCCGGCAGAUGCAGCAAGCCAAUUUCCUCCAGCGGCCAUCACGACCAAACACUACAGAACCCAAAUCUCGCAUCUCACGAUUUGCGGCGGAGGAACAGUCGACACAAGCAUACGUCAGCCCGGCCAGGCGGAGGCGGCCUCAAGCACCAACUUCGGCAGCCGAGCCGAACGUCGAUCUCUUUAACUCUCCAAUCCCCUCGUCACAACCCUCGAAACCAGGGCCCCAGCCUCAGACCCGACCGCCCCCAGCACGUUCUCCUACUAUCCCAGUACGCCCCAAGGCGCCGCCCCGGUCCAUACCGCCCGUAUCUGCAGAGGCUCUGCAAUCAACUCACCGCCACCGCGAGAAGGCUGCAGAAGCGUACAAGCGGGGCGACUAUGCAGCUGCGCACCAAAGUUUCUCUACUGCGCUUGGCAUGCUUCCCGAAACGCACCCGAUUACGAUCAUCGUUCGCAGCAACCGAGCGAUGACCGGCCUGAAGAUCGGUGAACCCAAGGGUGCCAUCGAUGAUGCCGAUACUAUUUUGAGUUUGAUUGGGCCGUCAAAGGGCGAGGACGAGAGCAUUGACCUUGGUAAUGGCGAAGCUGCCAAGCCCAUGAAAGACUUUUUUGGUAAAGCCCUCAUGCGCAAGGCCGAAGCCCUAGAACAGCUUGAGCGAUGGGUGGACGCAGCACAGGCCUGGAAGUUAGCCGUGGAAUCUGGUCACGGUGGAGGCACCAGCAUUCAAGGCAGGAACAGAUGCGAGAAAGCUGCUGGUAUCAGUAAAAUUCCGUCGAAAUCCCUAGCCCCGGUCAAAAAGAGGCCAAUACCCGUCCCCCAGAAGAGCUCUGCGUUGUCAGAUCUCUCGGGCACUGCGGCCUCUGGCCAGGAUUCGGCAGCUGUCAGUCGUCUGCGAGCGGCCAACAAGGCCGCUGAACGUGCUGAUGAGGAGAAGUUUGCUCUAACCGAGAGUGUUGAUGGAAGAAUUGCCGCAUGGAGGAAUGGAAAACAGGAUAACCUACGUGCCCUGCUUGGCAGUCUGGACAGUGUGCUCUGGGCCGAGUCGGGCUGGAAGAAGAUUAACUUGUCAGAGCUGGUCUUGCCAAACAAGGUCAAGAUCCAAUAUAUGAAGGGUAUUGCGAAGGUUCACCCUGACAAGAUCUCUACGACUGCCACGACUGAGCAGCGUAUGAUUGCUGGUGCUGUGUUCGGAACCCUGAAUGAGGCAUGGGAUAAGUUCCGAGUCGAGAACAACCUGUGA